AGAUUUAUCCCAAAUAACCUUUUGAAUCUAUCAUUCAAGCGCUCCAUCCACAUAAAAACCAUGUCUACCCAAAAAGCAGUCGUUCACGUCUCAAAAGGUGUCUCUGAAUUGAGGAACGACGUACCCCUACCUAAAAUUCCAAGCGACAAUUGGCUUCUUGUCAAGACCAAAGCUGUAGCACUAAACCCAACUGAUUGGAAGAACAUCGAACGGUCAACAGCACCUGGCGCUAUUGCCGGGUGUGACUAUGCUGGUGUAGUCGAAGAAAUUGGCAAGAGCGUGACCACCUACCAGGUCGGAGACCGAAUCGCCGGCUUCGUUCGUGGAGGCGACCCAGCAGAUCAUUCCAAUGGUGCUUUUGCCGAGUACAUCAAGACCAAGGCCGGUAUCAACGCAAAGAUCCCCGAUAACAUGUCUUUCGUGGAUGCCGCAACCUUGGGCGUCGGAAUUACCACAGUCGCCCAAGGCUUGUAUCAGGAACUUGGCCUGCCACUACCCCCAGCCAAGGUACAAGAACCUACCUCGGUGUUGAUCUAUGGUGGAUCUACUGCAACAGGUACACUUGCCAUCCAGUUUGCGAAACAAUCUGGCUGCGAAGUCAUUGCAACGGCCUCUCCGCACAACUUCGACCUGCUGCGCAAGCUAGGCGCGGACCACGUUCUCGACUACAACGAGGCCGAUGUAGGUGCCAAGAUACGGAAGGCGACAAACGAUAAGCUCAAGCUCGCGUUUGACUGCAUUGCCGAAGGCAAUUCUUUCGACAUCACCGCUGCAGCCAUCAGUUCCAGUGGAGGUCACAUGUCUGCGCUCCUGCCAGUGAAGGACUACCCGAGAAACGACGUCAAAACCAAGUUCACCUUGGCCUACACGGCGCUUGGUGAAAAAUACGACGAUAAACGCGAUGCCAGCCAGACUGACUACGAAUUCGGUGCCAAGUUCUGGAGACAGGCUGAAGACUGGCUUAACAACGGCAAGAUCAAGACGCAUCCAGUCGAGGUGCGAGAUGGGUUGGCCAGUGUUCCGCAAGGUCUGCAGGAUCUGAAGGACGGUAAGGUCUCCGGUGUGAAGCUUGUGUACAGGGUCGAGUAAAGAAUCUUACUGCGUUCAAAUAGAGGAUGAGAGAGAGCACACAGUAUGACUGUAAAGGAUUAUGCUCAAGGGGCAGUCGCAUAGACAUACCAAGAUCGGGACAGGACAUAUAUAGAGCGAUAGUGUCUAAGCGCCGCUUGGACGCUCGCAAAAGGCCCGAAGGCAUGAGCGAGAAAUACUCUGACUAGGCAUCGACCUCAAUUGUAUAGUAGUUUUCGUGGGGCAUAUCAGGCAUUGACCUGUUCGGCACGGUAGUAGUUACCUUAUACAAUACUAAAAGCUUUGCUUUACUACCCA
This is a messenger RNA of Pyrenophora tritici-repentis Pt-1C-BFP, 1386 nucleotides long. RefSeq names its product Qor, NADPH:quinone reductase and related Zn-dependent oxidoreductase. Gene Ontology annotation, molecular function: oxidoreductase activity, acting on NAD(P)H. NCBI's taxonomy places the organism in Eukaryota, Fungi, Ascomycota, Dothideomycetes, Pleosporales, Pleosporaceae. The record is from RefSeq and is a predicted model, not a curated record.